AUGGAAUCAGUUCACCAUGUCUCAGCUUCGUCGAAGAUCCUCUUUGGCAAGGUCCGUAAGAUCGUGCCACCGAUGUUAGAGAAGUUCCACAAAGGACAAUUGGGGCGUGUGGCAGUAAUUGGAGGAUGUGCCGAUUAUACCGGAGCACCAUAUUUUUCGGCAAUUGCAUCCGCCAAACUAGGAUGUGACAUGAGCCACGUUCUCUGUGAACGCUCCGCUGCACCGGUGAUCAAGAGUUAUUCUCCAAACCUGAUGGUGCAUCCAUUGCUUCCAAGCACAGAGACAGUCAAGGAUCCCAAGUCAAUCGAUGCAUCAGAAUUGGCAGGUCCAAUAAUCAGUAUGCUAUCUCGCCUGCACGCACUAGUCAUCGGGCCUGGCCUAGGGCGCGAUGGGGUUACCCUCAAAGUAGUUGCAGAGGUGAUCAAGGAAGCGAGGGCGCGCUCAAUCCCAUUCGUAUUGGACGCAGAUGGGCUGCUCAUUGUGACAGAGGAUCCCAAUCUCAUCAAGGGGUACAAGGAAUGUAUUCUGACACCGAAUGUAGUAGAAUUCGGACGUUUGGCGAAGGCACUUGGGAUCAAGGUGGCUAGCCAGGCAGAUAUUGCGAAGGAGGGAGAGGGCGACACAACCAACAAAGAGUCAGAUGCAUGCGAGCAGCUCUCAGAGGCUCUAGGUGGUGUUACUAUUCUCCAGAAAGGACCUCAUGAUGUAAUAUCCAAUGGAGUCACCAGCAUCAUCUCUGAUAUCAAAGGAGGUCUCAAACGCAGUGGUGGACAGGGAGAUACCUUGACUGGGUCGCUAGGCACCAUGCUAGCCUGGAGAUCAGCUUAUCACAAUAAAUUAUGGGAAUCAGGUGAGAAGGAUAAUGAAAGGGAGGCGCAGAGCAGGGAUGAGGUGCAGGCAGAGCUGGAGUCCGAGGGCAAGCGCAUGUCCCCAACUACAACCCUUUUACUGGCUGCAUGGGCUGGCAGCAGUAUUACACGGGAAUGUUCACGACGAGCGUUUGAGGCAAAGGGGCGGAGCAUGCAAGCCAGUGACCUGACCGAUGAAGUACAUGGGAGCUUCCUACGCUUGAUUGGAGAGCCGGAAGGUUCCAAGACGCAUCUCUAG
Penicillium macrosclerotiorum is the source of this 1107-nucleotide messenger RNA. RefSeq names its product ATP-dependent (S)-NAD(P)H-hydrate dehydratase. The coding region runs from base 1 to 1107 and encodes 368 amino acids. The record is from RefSeq and is a predicted model, not a curated record. NCBI's taxonomy places the organism in Eukaryota, Fungi, Ascomycota, Eurotiomycetes, Eurotiales, Aspergillaceae. Gene Ontology annotation, molecular function: ATP-dependent NAD(P)H-hydrate dehydratase activity. Gene Ontology annotation, biological process: metabolite repair. The transcript has 6 exons.